AUGUCUUCAGGUAACCAGUGGUCAGCAGACGAGGACGAAGGCCAGUUAUCCCGGCUGACGAGGAAAUGCAGAGCCUCCCCUUUUGUCCCCGUGGGCAUGGCGGGCUUCACGACUGUGGUGUCCUACGGUCUUUACAAGUUAAGGCACAGAAACAACCAGAAAAUGUCUCUUCAUCUGAUUCACAUGAGAGUGGCUGCCCAAGGAUUUGUUGUUGGAGCUGUGACUAUAGGUGUUCUCUAUUCUAUGUAUAAGGAUUAUGUUAGACCUCAAUUCUUCAGUGUGUCCAAGAAAUAAGGCUCUAUGCUGGAAGCAAGAAGAGGCUCCUGCCGACUCCAUGAAGAAGGAAUUUUCUAUG
Messenger RNA from Ochotona princeps (American pika), 355 nucleotides. It is a transcript of the gene HIGD1C, whose product is annotated as HIG1 hypoxia inducible domain family member 1C. The transcript is spliced from 3 exons. Lineage: Eukaryota; Metazoa; Chordata; Mammalia; Lagomorpha; Ochotonidae. Gene Ontology annotation, cellular component: mitochondrion. The record is from RefSeq and is a predicted model, not a curated record. Bases 1 to 294 code for a protein of 97 amino acids. Gene Ontology annotation, biological process: mitochondrial respirasome assembly.